This is a messenger RNA of Mangifera indica (mango), 2444 nucleotides long. Its product is annotated as coronatine-insensitive protein 1-like. Gene Ontology annotation, cellular component: SCF ubiquitin ligase complex. The transcript is spliced from 3 exons. The coding region runs from base 474 to 2252 and encodes 592 amino acids. NCBI's taxonomy places the organism in Eukaryota, Viridiplantae, Streptophyta, Magnoliopsida, Sapindales, Anacardiaceae. Gene Ontology annotation, biological process: SCF-dependent proteasomal ubiquitin-dependent protein catabolic process. The record is from RefSeq and is a predicted model, not a curated record.
CUUUGUGCAUUUGUGGCGCAUAUUAGAUGGACGCCUAACUAGGGUCUGAUUCUGAUCCAAAUAGCCCUUUGCUUUCUCUCUCUAUUAAACAACUGUUUAAAUUGUCGCCGUCUGAUUUUCUACUUCCGAUCAUCUCCGUCGUCCAAUAUCCUUUACAAAUCUUAGCUUCACACUCCUUUUUCUCUGCUUUUAUGGUCUAUUAUCUACUCUCAGCUACUUCACUCUCAGUUAUGAUACUCAAAUAUCCUCUCGCCCCGAUCCGAUUCGUUUCUUGUCGGAUAGCUUUCGUGUUAGAUCCCGUCCCGCCGUAAUUUCGUUCUCUCUAUAAGGUUUUUUAAUUCUCAGUUUCAAGCUUCUCCGCCGAUCCACUGAAUAUCGGCCGUCGAAAAUUUUGACCGAGAUUUAUAAUUUUUGUUUUAGUGAAGAAAAAAUAAAUUUUAUUUAUAUAUCGAGGAGGUUGUAAAUUUUUUUUUAUGGACAACGAUAGAAGGGUAAAUAAUAUGGGUGCUGCAAUGUCAGAUACGGUUGCAGAGUGCGUGAUCCCGUACAUACACGACCCCAAGGACCGAGACGCCGUUUCGUUAGUGUGCCGGAGAUGGUACGAGCUGGACGCAAUUACACGUAAGCACAUAACGAUUGCUUUGUGCUACACGACCACACCGGAGCGGUUACGGCGUCGUUUUAGCCACUUAGAAUCGUUAAAAUUGAAGGGGAAGCCGAGAGCGGCGAUGUUUAAUUUGAUACCCGAGGAUUGGGGCGGGUACGUGACGCCUUGGGUCAAAGAAAUUGCUCAGUCGUUUUGUUGUUUAAAAUCGCUUCACUUUCGGAGGAUGAUUGUGAAAGACUCGGAUCUGGAAGAUUUAGUUAGGGCUCGUGGGAGGAAUCUUCAGGUUUUGAAGCUGGAUAAGUGUUCUGGGUUCUCUACUGAUGGACUUCUCCACGUGACUCGCUCGUGCAGGCAAUUAAGAACCUUAUUUUUGGAGGAGAGUGCAAUGACUGAGAAAGAUGGCGCUUGGCUUCAUGAACUAGCUUUAAAUAACACAGUUCUUGAGACAUUAAACUUCUACAUGACAGAACUUGUGAGGGUCAAUUUUGAAGACCUGGAACUCAUAGCCAAAAAUUGUCCGUCCUUAACAUCAGUGAAAAUAAAUGACUGUGAACUCUUGAACCUUGUUAAUUUCUUUCAGACUGCAACUGCUUUGGAGGAAUUUUGUGGGGGCUCCUUCAAUGAUCAACCAGCAGACAAGUAUUCUGUUGUAUCAUUUCCCCCAAGGCUAUGCCGUUUGGGCCUAUCCUAUAUGGGGAACAAUGAAAUGUGCAUUGUAUUUCCGCUUACAUCCAAUUUGAAAAAGUUGGACCUCCUCUACGCAUUGCUGGACACAGAGGAUCAUUGUCUGUUAAUUCAGAGGUGUCCGAACUUGGAAGUUCUUGAGACAAGGAAUGUAAUUGGAGAUAGAGGUUUAGAAGUUCUUGCUCAGAAUUGUAGGAGACUAAAGAGGCUUAGAAUUGAGCGAGGGGCUGAUGAGCAGGAAAUGGAGGAUGAAGAAGGUCUAGUCUCACAAACAGGUUUAACUUAUCUGGCUCAUGGCUGCCUGGAGCUGGAAUACUUGGCAGUUUAUGUAUCAGAUAUCACAAAUGCAUCACUGGUAUGUAUAGGGAAUAACUUGAAAAACCUCUGUGAUUUUCGCCUAGUUUUGCUUGACAGAGAAGAGAAGAUAGCAGAUUUGCCACUUGAUUACGGAGUUCAAGCUCUGUUGAUGGGAUGUCAAAAACUUCGAAGGUUUGCUCUAUAUUUAAGACAGGGAGGUCUAACAGAUGUUGGUCUCAGUUAUAUUGGGCAGUACAGUUUAAACGUGAGGUGGAUGCUUUUGGGUUGUGUUGGGCAGUCUGAUGCAGGGCUUAUAGAGUUCUCGAAGGGAUGCCCUAGCCUGCAAAAACUAGAAAUGAGAGGUUGUUCCUUCAGUGAGAGUGCCUUAGCUAUCGCUGUGAAGCAACUGACUUCUCUGAGGUACUUGUGGGUGCAAGGAUAUCGAGCAUCCCAAAAUGGUCGUGAUCUUUUAGCAAUGGUACGCCCAUAUUGGAACAUCGAGUUGAUUCCUCUAAGACAUGUUCAUGAGGCUGAUGAGAUUGGACAGCAAGUAGUGAUUGAGCAGCCAGCUCAUAUCCUUGCAUACUACUCCCUUGACGGACCAAGAGCAGAUUUUCCAGACACGGUGUGCCCAUUAGAUCCAGAAUCUUUACUUACCACAUAGAAGUAGCUGUAUAUACAUCCUUUUGCAAAGUCUAUGUUGUUUUUCAUUUUAAUGCCACGCCCUGUUUAUAAAUUGAAAAAAUAUUUUCAUUUUUGGUGAAAUUUGUAGUUGUGAUUUUUUGUUUGUUGUAGACUUUUGUUCAUCAAUAAGUUUGUGUUUUCAUCUGUAAUCUGAAAACGCUUGCUUCUGUCA